GGUUUCAUUCGUAAUCGAAAAUUUUAAUUAAAUUACAGUUUAUAAAAUGUUUUGAAAUCCGACGGCGAGUCGGUGGAGAGAGAGGAAAAAUACAACUUAUACCCUCCCGCACGAGUACGCUAUUCUUCUUCUUCAUCUCUCUUACUCGCUUACAGAUCCCGGCCAACUUUCCGGCGACAUUUCCGGUCACUCCUCCGCCUUCCGACCUCACUCCUUUUCAAACUCUCUCAAUCAUACGCUUGGUGGGAAUGCUUCUCUCAUUGUCAGAAUGUUGGUUGGUUCUUUACUCCGCCGCUACUGUGUAAUUUCUUCUGCAUUUUUCUGUUUCCCUUUCGAUCUCUCGUUUUCCGAAGCUCUUCUCCUUUUCAGCUGUUUUCGAAUCUCUUCUGAUGGGGAAUUCUCGAUCCAGGUGCUUCUUAUACUCUGAUUUUGAACGUCAAGUUGAAUUUUGGGUUCUUUGAAACCUCGACCAGUGAGCUCCAUCCCCCUGAGAACUCAGCAGCGUUAAAUUAAGUGUGUAAUUUGAAAGUUUCUUGGGUUAUCGAGCUGUGACGUAAGAAUUGAUGUGAUGCUUCGUGUGAACAUGCAGAAUUAUCUGUCUGCAUUGCUCAGUCCUUUGUUCUGUGUCGAUUGAAUGAAUGGUUUCUUCCCCUCUUUGAAUAAUCUUCGACUUCUCCCGCCCUCUCUUCUCUCUUCUCUUUUCUCUCUUCUUAUCUCUUUGUGUUCAUAUGGUCAUUGGCUUCUUCCUUCUUGAAACUCGGGAUCUUACCUUCCAAAUUUGGCGCUCUCUUUGUCUCUCUCUCUCUCUCUCUCUCUCUAUCUCGAGGUUGAAGCCUGAAACCAGAAACUUUAAGUGAUCAAAUGAAGGAGAUUCAAAGAAGAAAAGUCCGUAAUAAUACGGAGAAACCUUUCCCUGGAUGCUUGGGAAGAAUGGUAAACUUGUUUGACUUGAGUGCAGGCGUUAGUAGGAACAAGCUUCUGACGGAUAAACCGCAUCGUGAUGUUUCUUUACUCCCAAGAAGCCAUUCAGAUGCAGCUAUUAUGUCGAGUCCCUCCCGUGAUAGUCAGAUAGAGGAUGGACUGGGGCAUUCAAUUGGGAAGGCAAAUCGAACACCCAUGAAGAUGCUCAUAGACCAGGAAAUGUCGAAAGAUGCAGAGUCUAAGAUUGCUCCCCCAAAUGUUGUUGCAAAGUUAAUGGGUCUAGAUACUCUGCCCGAGCAGGUUGGUUCAGCUGCUAAUAAAACACCUUCAAGAGGUUCCCAGUCUACAGCUAAAGAAUCUAGGUUAGCACUAGAAUGUACGGAACUAGUUGAUCACCAUUUGGAGAAGGGAGCUCUGUGUCAAAUUCAUCAAAGCUCUGUAGACGUUUAUGGAAUAUGGCAGCAAUGUUUGAAAACAAAUAAUGAUAGAGAAAAGUUGCACUAUGGAAGUUUUGAUAAAAGUAUUGAUGAAAAAAAAAUGGCUCUUGUUCGUCAGAAAUUCACUGAAGCAAAACGUCUAGCAACAGAUGAGAAACUUAGGCAAUCAAAAGAAUUCCAAGAUGCCUUAGAAGUUCUCAGCUCCAAUAAAGAGUUGUUUGUCAAAUUUUUGCAAGAACCCAAUUCCUUAUUUUCUCAGCAUAGUUUUCAACUUUGUUCACUCCCUACAUCUCCUGAGAAGAAGUGUAUCACAAUCCUUAGGCCCUCAAAGUUAGUUGGUAGUGAAAACAUUUCUGAGGCAGGGAAAAGAUGUGAGAAACAGAUGAAAAAACCAGCUCAGGUCUGCCAUUCGACUGCUUGUGACAAGUCCGGUAAUGUGCGUACUUUGCCAAACCAGAAAUUUGAUGAAUAUGUUCAACCCACACGAAUAGUGGUAUUGAAGCCUAACAUUGGUAAGAAUCAUGGUGUUAAACCUUUGGUAACUCAACAACCUUGCUCAUCACCUAAUAAAAGCUCCGGAAACUUUUAUGAGGAAGUUGAGGACGUUGAGGUGCCAGAAUCAAGGGAAGCAACUGAGAUAUCUGAACAAUUGAGUGAAGAUCAAAUGGGGCAUCGAAGGGAUGAAACUUUGAUCUCUUCUCUCUUUUCCAAUGGUUAUACUGGUGAUGAGAGUUCAUUUUACAAGUCAGACAAUGAGUAUGCUGGUGGGGUUCUCAGUGAUUUAGAAUUAAUGUCACCAUCUUCCAGGCAUUCUUGGGACUAUGUUAACAAAUUUGAUAGCCCUUAUUCUAUUUCUUCCAUUAGCCGUAUUUCAUGUUCUCCAGAGUCAUCAGUUUGCCGAGAAGCCAAAAAGCGCCUCUCAGAAAGAUGGUCAUUGAUGGCAUUAAAUGCCAAUUCUCAAGAACCAAGGCAUAUAAGGAGGAGCUCUAGUACCUUGGGUGAGAUGCUCUCUUUAUCUGAUCAAAAAAAGCCCAUCGAACCUAUUGAUCAGAGAACCAAUGAGGAAGAAGAGCGGGGGGAGUUUGCAUCCUGCUUAAGUACUGACUUCAGUAAGGAAGACAUUAGAAACUCUCCUAGAAGUCUCCAGAGGUCAAAGUCUGCUCCCGUGUCUCCUUUGAUGUCUACUACAGCAGAUGUUACCACAGAGAAAGCCAGUCCGACAAAAGUUAAAUUAUCAUUUAAAGGAAAAAUUUCUAGCUUAUUUUUCUCCAGGAAUAAGAAACUCACCAAAGAAAAACGUAAUGCAUCUCAAUGCAAAGAGGAAUUGGAUACUUCUGUUGUAGAAACACUUGGUGCUUCUCUACCUCCUGGCAGGGUUGGUGAUGCGUCUUGUGUGAACAAUAGUCGACUUGAAGAAUGCUCAUCUUCUGCUCUGUGUGAAUCAUCAGGCACAUCUCCGGAUUUAACCAGCAAAUUGGGGGUGGUCUCUCUUGAGGCAGGGUUGCCUUUCUCUAGACAUUUGAUGCCUGGAAAUGCCAGUGAGAACCCGGACCAUCCAAGUCCAUGCUCUGUUUUAGAACCACCAUUCGAUGACGAUGACAUCAUGCAUGUGUCUUUCAGCCAUAUAAAGCCAAACUCCAGAGGAAUUCAUGUACCUACGAAGUCCAGCUUAAUUGACAAAUCACCUCCCAUAGAAUCCAUUUCUCGAACUUUGACAUGGGAAGAUACAUAUUCGGAGAACACCGAACCGUAUUUGUUUAAACCCUCAUUAGCAUGUGAAGAUAGAGAAGAAGAGGAACAAAAGUGGCUCGGCCUUGUCCGUAGUCUGUUCUCGGCAGCUGGCCUCAAUGACAGCGUGCAGCUCAACUCAUUCCUCUCAAGAUGGCAUUCCCUCGAAAACCCAUUGGAUCCAUCACUGAGAAACAACUUUGCCAACCUUAGCGAUAAAGAACCAGAACAGGAGGCGAAAAGAAGGCAAUCAAGAUCAAACUGGAAACUCAUCUUUGACAGCGUCAGUGCAGUCUUGGUCGAAAUCACAGGCUUUCGAUCAGAAAUGAGCAUGAUGGUGCUAUCAUCCAACUGGGUUCAUGCUGAUGCUCCGUCCCAACCUUUGAUCGAUGUUGUGUGGGACCAAUUGAAGGAUUGGCUGUCGGGCGAAACCCAAUGUGUUGGUUGUGAGAUUGGGGACAGUAACAGCCUGGUGGUGGAGAGGGUAGUUAGGAAGGAGGUUGUAGGGAAGGGCUGGAUUCAGCAAUUACAAGAAGAAAUGGAUGAUUUAGGGAAGGAAAUAGAAGGGAAAUUGUUGGAAGAACUUGUGGAAGAGACACUGCUUGAUUUGACAGGUUCCUGCCCAUGAUCAACCUACCUUUCUUUUUUAUUCUUAUUAUUAUAUAUUAUACUUUUCUUUCAUAUACAGCUUCAAAUAAUUUGUGCCAUUUUUAUUUGUGUGCAUUUUGCCAUCCCUCUCUACCUACUCCUUUUCUUCUGUACAUUUUGGACUGCACAGUUUGUUUCUAUCUAAUAAGAUUAUAAAUAUAUGCCAGCAAUAGAAUCAUUUUCACUCGAACAAAA
This is a messenger RNA of Benincasa hispida (wax gourd), 3929 nucleotides long. RefSeq names its product GPI-anchored adhesin-like protein, putative (DUF3741) (gene TRM17). NCBI's taxonomy places the organism in Eukaryota, Viridiplantae, Streptophyta, Magnoliopsida, Cucurbitales, Cucurbitaceae. The record is from RefSeq and is a predicted model, not a curated record.